This is a messenger RNA of Penicillium pulvis, 483 nucleotides long. RefSeq lists its product as uncharacterized. The transcript has a single exon. Lineage: Eukaryota; Fungi; Ascomycota; Eurotiomycetes; Eurotiales; Aspergillaceae. The coding region runs from base 1 to 483 and encodes 160 amino acids. The record is from RefSeq and is a predicted model, not a curated record.
AUGCCGUCCUCCACCCCCGAUGCGCUCGAGUCUGACCUCCUUACAAAACUUUCCGCCACAUCUGCCCUCGAAGACCUACAAGAAUCUCUUCUUGGCUCCCUGCAUCGCGUGGGCUGGACCGAGCGGAUUACCAGCCUCGCCACCGAACUCCUCCGCGCCGGCCGCUGCGAGACCUUCGAUGAUGUUAUGGCAGCAGUAAUCGCCUCCGCGGAAGGCAGAAGCCACCCAGCCCUGGGUGCAAAGCACACAGAGAACGGCGAGUCAUCGACCAACGGAGCCGCCAAAGAGGGAAAGGCAAAUGGGACAAAGAAAGGCGGCUCCGACGACAAGAACGCAGAUGGCCCAUAUGAUCCACUGAAGUACAUCGAAGAAGUGAAUGUGCGUAUUCCGGAUGACGUGGUGGCCGAAGGAGUUCGCGGGUUAAAAGACAUAUUGCGGGAUAUGGUUGACCUGGAGGAUGAGACGAACGGGGAUAAGAAAUGA